AUGGCGAUUGGAACCGUCUUGGUCACCGGUGGCACCGGCUACAUUGGCUCUUUCACCACCCUCGCUCUUCUUGAGCACGGCUACGACGUGGUCAUUGUCGACAGCCUCUACAACUCCUCCAAGGUCGCUGUCGACCGCAUCGAGCUCCUCGCCGGCAAGCGUCCCCACUUCUACCAGGUCGACGUCACCGACAAGGCUGGACUCGACGAGGUCUUCAAGAAGCACCCCGAGAUUGAUAGCGCAGUCGGCGAGUCUGGCGAGAUCCCUCUCGAGUACUACCGUGUCAACGUCGGCGGCACCGUUUCCCUCCUCCAGGCCAUGACCGACAACAAUGUCCCCAACAUUGUCUUCUCUUCCUCCGCAACCGUCUACGGCGACGCGACCCGCUUCCCCAACAUGAUCCCCAUCCCCGAGCACUGCCCCAUCGGCCCCACGAACACCUACGGCCACACCAAGGCCUUCGUUGAGCAGGUCAUCACCGACCACAUCCAGGCCGAGCGCAAUAAGUUGAAGAAGGCCGGCAAGCCCUUUGAGCAGUUCAACGGAGCUCUGCUGAGAUACUUCAACCCCUGCGGUGCUCAUCCCUCUGGUCUCAUGGGCGAGGACCCCCAGGGCGUUCCUUACAACCUGCUGCCCCUGCUCGGCAAGGUCGCCACUGGCGAUCGCGAGAAGCUCCUUGUCUUCGGUGAUGACUACUCCUCAAGAGAUGGUACCGCUAUCCGCGACUACAUCCACGUCGUCGAUCUGGCCAAGGGCCACCUCGUCGCUCUCAACUACCUCCGUGAGAACAAGCCCGGCGUCAAGGCAUGGAACUUGGGCUCUGGCCGUGGCAGCACCGUUUUCGAGAUGAUCAAGGCCUUCAGCGCCGUCGUCGGCCGCGACCUCCCCUACGAGGUUGUUCCCAGACGCCAGGGUGACGUCCUCGACCUUACCGCCAACCCUUCGUUGGCCAACAAGGAGCUGAACUGGAAGACCGAGUUGACGAUGGAGAAGGCCUGCGAAGACCUGUGGCGCUGGGUCAGCAACAACCCCAAGGGUUACCGCCAGGACCCCCCUCCGGAGCUCCUGGCCAACGCCAAGCCCACGAGCUCUUGA
Messenger RNA from Colletotrichum karsti, 1095 nucleotides. RefSeq names its product UDP-glucose 4-epimerase. The record is from RefSeq and is a predicted model, not a curated record. Gene Ontology annotation, cellular component: cytosol. Gene Ontology annotation, biological process: beta-D-galactose catabolic process via UDP-galactose, Leloir pathway. NCBI's taxonomy places the organism in Eukaryota, Fungi, Ascomycota, Sordariomycetes, Glomerellales, Glomerellaceae. Gene Ontology annotation, molecular function: UDP-glucose 4-epimerase activity. The transcript has 4 exons. The coding region runs from base 1 to 1095 and encodes 364 amino acids.